AUGGGAUUUGGCGACAGAUGGGUGAAUUUAGUAAUGAAUUGUGUUACUUCUGUUGAAUACUCUUUUGUGAUGAAUGGCAGAGUUAAAGGACACAUUAGCCCCUCACGGGGCCUCAAGCAAGGGGAUCCACUAUCUCCCUACCUGUUUAUCUUAGUACCUGAUGCUUUUUCAAGAAUGCUACUAACUGCAGUAUCGGAAAAAAGAAUUCAUGGUGCAAAAGCAAGCCUAAGUGGGCAGGAGAUCUCUCACCUUCUUUUUGCAGAUGAUAGUAUACUUUUUGCUAGAGCUAACCAACAGGAAUGCUUAGAGGUAGUUGAUUUGUUCAACAAGGAGAUAAAAAAAGCCAAAUUUGGGGAGCUUCUUGACAGAAUUUGGAAAAAGUUGCAAGGGUGGAAGGAGAAACUUUUGUCUCGAGCUGGGAAAGAGGUGCUCUUGAAAUAUGUUAUACAGGCCAUUCCUACUUAUCUAAUGGGAAUCUAUAAGUUCCCGAUUUCGGUGACUAGUGAUCUCGAGAUUUUUAAUGAUGCACUUUUGGGAAAGCAAGCUUGGCGUUUAGUGAAGGGAGAAAAUACGCUUCUCGGGAAGGUAAUGAAGGCGAAGUAUUACCAUAAGAGCACUUUCCUUGAAGCUCCUCUUGGUUACUCUUCAAGUUACUCAUGGCGAGGGAUUUGGAGUGCUAAAGCACUCAUAAAAGAAGGGAUGAUCUGGAGGCUCGGUAAUGGAACAUGUAUUAAUAUAUGGCAGGAUUCUUGGAUUGUAGACGAAGAAGGGCACUUCAUCCAAAGCCCUAUGGUAGACAAGGUGACAAUGGUGAGCGACUUGAUAACUUCAGAAUUCAUGGAGUGGGACCUGGCGCGCGGCUUACUCACAUAUUUAAUGAGCGAGACAUUAAGUGCAUUAUGUCGAUCCCUUUGA
Molecule: messenger RNA, 915 nt
Organism: Beta vulgaris subsp. vulgaris (sugar beet)
Lineage: Eukaryota; Viridiplantae; Streptophyta; Magnoliopsida; Caryophyllales; Amaranthaceae
Exons: 3
Coding region: 1-915 (304 amino acids)
Source: RefSeq, a predicted model, not a curated record